Xenia sp. Carnegie-2017 is the source of this 4703-nucleotide messenger RNA. Its product is annotated as adhesion G protein-coupled receptor A3-like. NCBI's taxonomy places the organism in Eukaryota, Metazoa, Cnidaria, Anthozoa, Malacalcyonacea, Xeniidae. Gene Ontology annotation, cellular component: plasma membrane. Gene Ontology annotation, molecular function: protein binding; G protein-coupled receptor activity. The transcript has 21 exons. The record is from RefSeq and is a predicted model, not a curated record. Bases 287 to 4390 code for a protein of 1367 amino acids. Gene Ontology annotation, biological process: cell surface receptor signaling pathway; G protein-coupled receptor signaling pathway.
AAGACGUGAAGGGUUACACUUCGUGAGGAGCGACUACAACACGGACACGAAAGACGACACAGAUGCAGAAAAAGGUGCUGACGCUUUUCUUUCGCAAACAGUCGAAGGAGCGCGUCCUGAGUUCGGGUCUAAUAUUCCAGUUGGAUGUUUUACGAUAUUUUCAAGAUAUUAUAUUGAAGCGAUACAUUGAUUUUUAUGUUAAAUGGAGGGUUUUAAACUCAGCGAUUUAUUGCUUUAAAUAUUCUUCUUGAACACCAUCGCUAUAAAAAAGGCAUUUGUUAUAUUGAUGGCCGAGCCUAAGCUCGUCGUUUUUCUAUAUCUGUUCGUCGUUGCUUCGCUUGCUGAUGUUUGCCAAAAGAAGAUUUGUUCUUGUACUUACGAAGCAUUAAAGAAAAACACCGGUAGAAAAUAUCAUCGAGUGAACUGCCGUAGCAGAGGACUGACCAAAGUGUUCGCGCAAAGUGAGCUGCCAAAAAAUACACAAAUCUUGGAUCUUGCUAAGAAUUCUAUCAGAGUUAUAAAACGAGGAUUUCUCGAAGAUCACUUCAAAUUGGAGCGUUUAUACCUCCAGAAAAACAAAAUAAAGCUGUUGGAAGAAAAAGCAUUUGUUGGUUUGGAUGGCUUGAAAGUAUUGAAUAUCGGACAGAACGAAUUAAAAAAUUUGGAAGCUCGGGCAUUUCUUGGACUACGAGAACUGAAGAUUUUGGAUUUAAAACACAACGAGAUCAAGAACAUUGACAAAGAUGCGUUUGUGGGCUUGGAAAGUUUGACAAAAUUAAAUUUGCAAAAUAGCAAUUUAUCGACGAUUGCCAAUGGAACGCUACGAGGAUUAAGUACAUUGGAGAAAAUAAACAUUAAAUACAAUCCCCUUCGGUGUGAUUGUCGGCUAAACUGGUUAUCGCUGUACUUAACGCGUAAAGGCGCACCUAAAGUCGUGGGCACAUGUCAAAGGGGAAACGUCUCAAAGCAAUUGACUUCUUUGAAGAAAGUCGAUCUCUGUGAAAAACCUCCCGAAUUACGUAUAUAUCCGAGCGAGAGUCAGAUCGUCGCCGUCGGCGACAGAUUUCGCAUAAAAUGUGAAGUGGUCUCGAAACAAAAACGUGCGCUUAAGUGGACAAAAAACCAUACGUUUUCCUUUCCCAAGCGUUUGAAAAUCUUAAAAGAGCGGAUCGGAUUUAGCGAGGUACUUUAUGUGGAAAUCGUCUCCAUUACGAUGGAGGAUCUAGGUCUUUACACUUGCGUUGGCGAGGGACUGGUACCCAAAGCGAUAACUGUCCAAGUGGUUACGUCAAAGAAGAUGUGCUCACGUGAUGUGACGAAUGGUAAGGAGAGAAUGUUAUGGCCAGUGACCGUUCAACGCUCGACAGCCAGUCUGCGUUGCCCUUGGCCUAACAAUCAAAAAAAUUAUACCAGCGUACGUCGACCGUGUGAACACGGAGGAGUCUGGGGACCGAUCGAUUUGGGAAACUGUCGUCUUGAGCCACUGUCUAAGAAGCUGGGAUUGUUGUCACAGAUGCUGGAUGGUCCAGAUUCCAAAAAUAUCGGAGAUGUAACCGAACGACUUGAAAUGUUGACGGAUCCCUCGUCAUAUACGACUGCAAAAGAUAUCAGUCUCGUAAAUAACGUGUUGUCUCGCAUAACAAACAAAGAUGUGGCUACCCAAGGAAAGGUUUUCAAUGACAUUAUGACGAGUUUCGACAAUCUCAUGGAGUUGAACAUGGAGACGAUCUAUGCUUCAGCAUAUGAGGAUGGCUCUCCCUUCGGACUAAGCACGCAGCUCGAGCUCAUGUCUCGUAAGAUGUUGAAUAAUUCAGCGACGCACGUCAUGAGAAACUUCAUGUUAGCCUCUGUCUACCUCGAGAAUCCUGAAUCCAAGAAAAAUAUCACGUGUUACAUUUUCUUUAAAUCUUACCGCUGGUCGCAGCCACGUGGCGUUUCUUGCGAGCCUUCCGAUCGUAAGGAUUAUUCACUGUCCAUAACUAUCCCCUGGACAAUUUUUGAAAGCUCACGAUCAUCUGGUCAUCGCGUGGUGUUCGAUCAUUUGAAAAUCCGGUUUCUCGUCUAUCGCUUGGCGACGUUCUUCCCAAAAGUGAGGAAUACAGAGGGAGCUUUGAAAGAUAAAAACGUAUCAUCGAAUGUUCUCUCCAUUCAAAUACCAAAUAUCAAACAAUUGAAUCUGUCUGAUCCUCUAGUUCUCCAGUUUCGAACUAAGCCUGGGACUGAACCAAUCGUGAGUCAGUUUAAUUUUGUCAAGACCGAUGGCGGUCUUCAUUGGUCGAGCAAUACCGACUGUACGGUUACCGACUCGACGGCUGUAACUGCAACCGUUGAGUGUAAACAUCUUGUGAAUAAAAACAUUGCCAUAAUGUCCCAUCUUGGGAUCGCAAGCAACCUCGCGUAUCCCAUAGAGAUCGUCGUGUACCUAGGUGCUGUUGUGACGUCAUUGUUGCUCGUAGCGACCUUAACGACAUUCAUUUUUGCCAGAGAUCUUCGCUUCAAUCGUGAUGACAUCAUCAUGAUGAUGAAUGCCUGCCUCUCGUUGUUGGUCGUGAUUCUCUCGUUUGCCUUCGGUAUUGACCGUACGCAAAACGGCUUCGUCUGUCGGGUAAUGGGGAUGUUUCUUCACUUCUUUUUCUUCGCAUCAUUACUCUGGCUCGGUUGCUACAUUAUGUGCGUAUCUCGGCGAUUGAACCCUCCGGCUAAAGAUCCCGGAGAAGAAGUCAUAAAUCCGGUCUUGAAAUAUUACAUUGUCAGCUGGGCUCUUCCCGCCAUUAUUUGUGGUAUGACAAUGGCCAUUGACGUGAACAAUUACAAGAAGUCAGACUAUUGCUGGCUGAACGAGAGCUCCGCUUUGGGUGGAUUCGUCGGUCCUGCUUGUCUCUUGUUCAUAGUCAACGCUGUCCUUCUCGUGCGCCUCCAUUUACUCGUCGCUCACGGUGUUCCUCACAGCAGCAGCAACAACGCUGAACCCGAAGAUGAGAGGUUACAGCUCGAAGAACCUGAUGCCAUGGAGGAAAUUGUCAGCGCGAGCGCGAGUGAAGAGAAUGAAGAAAAGUCGAACGUGACUCUUUCUUUGGUUGCCACUUGGGUCGUCAUGUCUUUGAUCUAUCUCAAUUUUAUCCUCGCGUAUUUUCUGCUCAGCGCGAGGACGGUAAAACUACGGUGGAUAUUUUUAAGUUAUAUCUACGCACUCGCGAACAUCGCUCUCGGAUGCGCCAUCUUUGGUUUUCAUUGCGCGUCUCGGUCCGAAGUGCGAGAGGCCUGGAAACAAAAGUGGAAUCGCGUGCUGGCAUUUAAAGUCAAUUUUUUUAAAAGCCGUAUGCCGAAAUUAAACACUGUUGAUCAAAGGAAUGGCGGAGUCGCUGCCAGAGAAGGAACUCACAGGCUCGAAUCCGAUCGACAAUCAAACAUCACCCUACCAUCGUCUGCUGCACUAACAAAUGAUGUUUUUGUUAACGGUCGACCCAUGUCUACGGCUCGACUUUCGUUACUUGACGAAGUUGAUUUGCCGGCGGAAGCCCCUCAAGCUGCAGCUGCUGGAAACGAGGUUGACGUUACGGAGACAGAAAACAAGGAAGAGGAGAGCCGUCGAAGUCUUAACUCGAUUCACUCCGAGAGGAAGUCGAAAAGUUGCGAUGACGAAAACUCUCAAGUUUUAAGAGUAACUAAUUUGGACGGUGCUGGAAAUAGUUUCCAAGUCCCUUCGGAAACGCACGCCAAUCACGUCGACAUCACGGAAGAUGUCACGUCAACAACUGUGGCUGACGAGCUAUCCCAUGAUUCAGCACAAGUAAACAAUACUUCAAAUCCACAUUUGGAUCCAACUUCUUCGUAUGGACAACGACAAUUUCCGAUGACGAACCAAAUGGUUUACCCCCACCCUUGUCAUCAGUUUCGUCCUGUGCAUCAGUCCUUCCCCCCUGGACAGCCCCCUCUUCUCAUAUUGCCCCAACAAACACUGCCGCCUCUCAUGGAUCGCCCCCCUCCCAGUUAUCAAAGAGCUAUAGAAAUGACCUCACAAUCGAGUUCGUCGUUCGGUGAUAACAGUGGACUAUCGCGAUCAAAUUCGAAACGUAAACGUCCUAACGAGGCUCAAGGCUACAGAAAUGAACCAGUUGGGGUUCGGGCACAAAUGCUACUGCAGGCUCAGCCCCAGACCCCAAACGUCAUUGGAGUAGGAAGACCCAAUGACUCAACAAACGCUUGCAAUAGCGCACACCAAAACGCAGGUCCUAGCAACUCCAAACCUGUUAACCGUUAUAGAGAUGGACGUGUUAAACCUGAACCAAAGGAAUGGAAUGGAUGCAGGGAAAAGAAAAUCGCAUAUGUCCCUAUUCCUCAUGUUUCAAAGAUCCAUAGGGAGCCGUCGCACAAUGAAACUAGUGUGUAGUUAGAGAAGGUAGUGCGAGUCUUAUAUAUUCAUGCUAGUCUGUCAUGUGUAAAUGACACAAACCUAACUGGUGUUGUGCUCUGGUUUUACAAAUCUCACAACAUCAGUGGGUAGUUGACAGGUCCACACAUAACCGAAACCAUUUAUGGCCAUGAGUUCAUUUAGUCAGUGGUGUCUAGAAGUGCUUGAUAGGUAAGGAUUGCAUGCAAGAAGUUUUUAUAAAAGUGUAAAUAAAUCAGUCAGUCAUCAAUUUGAACACCUAUUCUUGGGCAAAAUAAAUACAUUUUAGGGAUUAUUGAUACAUUCAUAAAAA